Protopolystoma xenopodis is the source of this 462-nucleotide messenger RNA. The record is from the annotation of a GenBank genome assembly. NCBI's taxonomy places the organism in Eukaryota, Metazoa, Platyhelminthes, Monogenea, Polystomatidea, Polystomatidae.
UAUACAACCGAGCGAGUGAAUUCUGCAGACGGAAUCUCUUCUCUCGGCUUCGUCUGUUGUUGGCAGUCGAUUGUGACAGAACCGACAGAGCAAAAAACCGCUGGCAAAGACAGCUUUAUUGUUGAGCCGUUAGACAGCCUGAGGGUCGUAACAAUUCUGCUGCUGUUGCUGCAGUUGCUGCUGCUGAUGAUGAUGAUUGUCUGGUUGGAGGAGGAGCCAGGCUACAUGUCAGUGCGCCGGUGCCUGCAUGCCUACUCGUGCUUGUGUGUGUGUGUGUGUGUGGGUGUGAUACAGAAAUCGGUUAGCCUCUAUGCCUUGACCGUGUUCACGGGUGGAAAGGAAGGAAGCCAGAACGAGCCGCGUGAACAACUUGUUAAUUGCUCGUUUCGCGAGUCCAUUGCCCAGUCAAGUGGAAACUGGCGUCUGUAUUGGCUUGCCAGAGUUGGCGUGUGCUGCCGGUAG